Gracilinanus agilis (Agile Gracile Mouse Opossum) is the source of this 2165-nucleotide messenger RNA. It is a transcript of the gene C1H19orf44, whose product is annotated as chromosome 1 C19orf44 homolog. NCBI's taxonomy places the organism in Eukaryota, Metazoa, Chordata, Mammalia, Didelphimorphia, Didelphidae. The record is from RefSeq and is a predicted model, not a curated record. The transcript has 9 exons. The coding region runs from base 63 to 2060 and encodes 665 amino acids.
UGGGCCGAGCCCUGUUAUUUAGGGCGUAUUGGGCCUCCUAGGUGGGGAACUGGAGGAAGAGGAUGUCAGCAGCAAGGAAAGCCAGCCUGUUAAAUACCAGCCACUUAGCUAAUGAUUUUUUUUAUGAUUCUAGUGAUGUUUCCAUAGGAGAUAUGAGGAUGAAAGAAACUCAGAAUAGGGUCCUCAGAAGUGAAGGCCUUGCUAAGACACCUUUUAGCCAAAGCAGAUUCCUAAAGAGGAAACAAAAUGCUGAUGAAAACCAAUUUUUCUUGAAGGGUAGUACUUCAAGGGAGAUAGAGAGCAGGACAGCUUUAAGUAAAUCACUAACAACUGCUUCCAAGAUCAGGGCUAAUGCAGCUUUGAUGAAACUGGCACAGAUAGAAACUAAAAUCAUGAGCCGAAAGCUACAGGUUGAUUUGUCUGACACCGAAACAGAUGGGAAGAGUGCUGAUGACAUUCAUUUGGAUCAGAGAACUGAAGCCCUUUCUCUAAAGAAUGUAAGUGCCAUUCCCUGGAAAUGUGAGGAUAAACUUCCUAUUGCCAGCAGCAAUGAAAGAGUCAGUCGGUUUCUGAAGAAGAAAGGUCCAGACAUUGAAAACAUAGCCCAUUCAGCACAGUUUGGAAAUGUCAAGACAUCUCAACCAUUGAAACAGAAAGAGCCAGUUAGAAAGCUGGUUUCUCUGGAUAGCGAUGAAGAGGAAAUGAAAUUGUUGCUGGGAAAUUUAGUGAAGCCUUUCAGUGAUAAAGAGAUAUCUAAGAAUGCCAUUCUUUUGAACACAGAACUUAAGGAGGAUGAAUAUGAGGCACUUUCUGUGGAUGAAAAUCAGCCUGGUCCACUUUCUCUACCCCGUGAAGGAUUUUCCAGUCUCAAGAUUUUUCGGACAUUAUGUCUGCCAGAGGAAAGCUGUCAAGAAACAACCUCUCGUGAUAGCCCUUCAAAAACUCUUUCCCCACAGAGUGGCUUUUCAGCUAACCAAACUUCAAGAUCACCAUCACUUUCAAUAAUGCAUUAUUUUUCAAAUCCCACAUCAACUUCUCCUAAAAUGGAACAUGUACAGCUCGCAUUUUCACCUGAGGAGACUAAAAUUGGAUCAUUGGAUGAAUUGUUCUCUGAAGCAUCCAGUGAGAGCUUAAAUGAUUUUAAAGUAAAUAUUUUAUCCCUUGAUGAUUUGGCUCCAGAUAAUGUCAGUGAGAAAGAACUGGGACAAAAAGAAAAAGAUCAGAGAACAAAACAACCAAGCAAGGAAUUAAACACAGAUGUGCCAGUUGUAAGAGGUAUACAAAGAAGAAGUGCCAGAGACAUGAGCCCAGAGACAAGUGUGAACAUUACUUCUCUUGACACUGAAGAGGAAAGUCACACUGUAAGUGAAAUAUGUGAGGAUGUGAAUGAGGAGUCUGUAACCUCUUCUAGAGAGAGAAGUAUUUCCAGCAGGAGAUCACCAUCUCCUAGACUUCAGGAGAGUACUAUCAACUCAGUGUAUUCUGAAGAUUUUGAAAAAUCUCCAAGUUCAACAGUAUCUGGGCAGACAGCCUACUCCCAGGAGUCAUUAGACAAGACACUGGAGUCUUUGUCUGAGAGCCCUUCAUGUUCUAAAAGAGACCUUUCCACCCAGUCAGAAGAGCCUGGUAAAAAAUGGAGUGAGAAUGUGAAGAGAAUAUUAGUGAAAGAAGUGGCUGUUCAGACCUGUGAUCCUGCCUUCACCUACAACUGGACAAAGGAGAGCAUGGCAACCAUUGGCCCAAGUUUGGGUAGAACUUAUGUGGAUCCUGAACCUAUUGCCAGUCAUGUGAUUACUGCAGAUGCAAUAGAAGCUCUGACAGCCUACAGUCCCACAGUCUUUGCUCUGAAUGACAUGUUAAAACAGCAGCUGACAUUGACAAAGCAGUUUAUGGAAACUAGUCGGUAUCUGCAUUUUUCUCUCCUAAAGUCCCUGGAAGAUGACACCUUCCAUUAUCAUACAUUGGAAGAUGCUAAAGAGUAUAUUAGGAAUCACAAGUCACCACCACUGACAAUUGAGAAAGCUUUGGAGGAAGUUGUAAAGGAAAUGUCGAAUCAAUAAGUGGAUUGGCUUCCAAUAUAGAAAAGCACCAGAAGAUUAUGAAUCUACACAGAAACAGUGCCACCAGGUCAUUCAAAAGGGAAGAAGAACCUUACGGGGGAGUAG